This is a messenger RNA of Uranotaenia lowii, 620 nucleotides long. RefSeq lists its product as uncharacterized. Bases 62 to 505 code for a protein of 147 amino acids. Gene Ontology annotation, biological process: sensory perception of smell. Lineage: Eukaryota; Metazoa; Arthropoda; Insecta; Diptera; Culicidae. The transcript has 2 exons. The record is from RefSeq and is a predicted model, not a curated record. Gene Ontology annotation, molecular function: odorant binding.
CGUUGAGCUUUAUUCUGGAAAAAGUAUUCCCCGGAGUUGAAGUGUCAAGAAAGUAUCAAGAAUGAAGACAAUGCUAAAAAGUUUCGUGCUUCUACUCACCAUUGCAAUGGUCGCAUCCCAAAGCAUCCAGGCCCUGAUCGACGGCUGCAAAGAGAAGGUUCCGAUGAGCGAGGAACAGGAAAAAUCCUACCUUGAACUGAAAUUCGAUCCGGAAGAUCGUACGGCGCACUGUUUGAUGCACUGUGUCGGGGAAAUGUUGCAGCUAAACGACGAAAAAACCGGAAUGGUCAAUGUGGAGAGUUUGAAAAAUUUCCUGAAGGCUGCCGAGGGUUCCAAGGAAAGUUGCGAGGAAUUGAAGGAAGAGGAUCUGAAGUGCCUGGAGGAGGCCCAGCAGAAGAAGCACUCCGGCGAAGAAGAUGACGAAUGUUCGAUGGCUUUCCGAGUGUAUCAGUGCUUCGAGGAAGAAUUCCACCAGCUGAUGAUGGCGCACAUGGGCCACGAAUAAUUGGUGUAAUUUUCAGCAAUAUUUUGGUUUCAGCGUUUCGGAACAGUGUAGUUCAAAAAAUUUGAAAUAAAAAAUGAAAAUAAAUUGAUUGAUUUAUCAAUAAGACACAAAACAA